CCCAGCCCCCGGCCGCUGCACCACGUCCCUCCUAUAUAACCUAGACGGUCUAGGCUCCCUCCCAGUCUGUACCACCAGCCCACAACCCUGCAGCACCAACUGUACCAUCACAGCAGCAACAGCAGUAACAGCAGCAACACUCGUCAUGAAGAGAGCAGCGACUGUGGCUGUUGCCUUUGCGGCGUUGGCAGUAGUGACCGGUCAAGGUAACCCGUGUCCAUCCGGCUACGAAAAUUUCCUUUUGGACUCUGCGACGCCCGUGUGUAUAAGGUUCAACACGGAGGAGACGGGGUCGUGGGCGGCCAUGAGGGCCUUGUGUCGGGCUGAGGGAGCCGACCUGGCCGAGCUGAGAGGCGACCUCCACCUUCAGGUGUACCAAUACAUCAUGCAGCACCUGGAACUCGCUGACAAAGGUUUCUGGAUGGGAGGAACUGAUUCAGGCAGCGAGGGAACUUGGACUUGGGUUAGUGACGGGACGGUGCUGGUGCUGGGGCCUCCCCACUGGUACCCAGGCCAGCCGGACGGGGGGACCAAGGCCAACUACGCCUGCAUCUACCCUCCAGACUACUACUACCACAGCUGCAACAAUAACCUCCUCAUCUACGCCCUCUGCCAGAUAUAACUCUUGGCCGAGGGAUUACCAACUGCGGCUCAUGACAAUAAAAAAUGUAUUAUAUUCCAAACAACUUAAGGAAUACUGUAUAUAAACUGAUGAGUAGAAAAUGCGGUAUUAGGAAUCUUCCUUAAAAACUGAAAAAUCUAAAUUUACGUUGUGGUGAAAGGAACAAAAGCGCUCCCCAAAGUCAGACAGUACAAAUAUGUGAGAAUUGUAAAACAAACUUAGAUUUAGAAAAUAUAUUGGUAAACACUGGUAUGGAAUUAGAUAGGUGGAACAAGGUACCAAGUAGCACCAGAGAAGCCACCUGGACAGUUUUAAGCUAAGGUUGUUCAAACGUACUAAGAACGAUGUACGAACGGUCGUACGAAGUGAUCACUUCGUACGUUUUGUUGUCCAAUAAUAUUAUACCAUGUAUCUGUG
Procambarus clarkii (red swamp crayfish) is the source of this 1039-nucleotide messenger RNA. RefSeq names its product C-type lectin domain family 4 member E. The record is from RefSeq and is a predicted model, not a curated record. NCBI's taxonomy places the organism in Eukaryota, Metazoa, Arthropoda, Malacostraca, Decapoda, Cambaridae.